This is a messenger RNA of Amphiprion ocellaris (clown anemonefish), 3077 nucleotides long. It is a transcript of the gene eefsec, whose product is annotated as eukaryotic elongation factor, selenocysteine-tRNA-specific. Bases 641 to 2392 code for a protein of 583 amino acids. Gene Ontology annotation, molecular function: GTPase activity; translation elongation factor activity; GTP binding. NCBI's taxonomy places the organism in Eukaryota, Metazoa, Chordata, Actinopteri, Pomacentridae. The transcript has 7 exons. The record is from RefSeq and is a predicted model, not a curated record. Gene Ontology annotation, biological process: selenocysteine incorporation.
GCGGAAGUGAUACCCUGAAGCACCGCCUAUUUGAACUGUUCUGGAAAACUAUUGGACCAUGUCAAAUCAUAUGACGCAUCCAUUGUCUUAUGAUCAUGUCAAUCAUUUUACUAUAGCACUAGCCCCACCUUUCAGAGGUUUCAUUUCCGGUUGUGUUCCAUUUCUUUUGUCGUAGUAGAAACUGCUAGAAACUUGUGAAUGUGUGAAUAAAAAUAUCAAAUAGACGUAAGACUGACAUAUUGGAGGGGUUUCCAUAGAUAUUUUGCAAGUAAACUGAAAUUAAAGCGCCCUUUAGAAGAUCAGUUUCCUGCUGUUUUACAUAUGGUAGCUACUAAAAAAACGUUCCGCUUUACCAUGUUCUGAGGAAGGAGUGCGCUGACAGUAGGGAAGACGCUUCUCUCAACGGUUUACACUAGAAGUAAAGUCCUGUUUACAGCUAACAAUACUGGAAAACACAAAAUAGUAAUUUUUUUGUUGCAUGGGGUGUAUUCGGUUUUGACUAACGGACUGACAACAAGUGGAAAGUUUGUGGAAAGCAAAAAACUCUGCCUAAUGUUUCCGUUGGAGCUGAGUACAAGGUCCAGCUCAGAGUGAAGAAGAAACCACACUUCAGUAAACAUUUCAUCAGUUAGUUGACAGAAUGUCGGAGUCUGCUGACAGCCGCACUAAAACGUUAAAUUUCAACAUCGGGGUGCUCGGACAUGUCGACAGCGGGAAGACGUCGCUCGCCAGGGCGCUGAGCAGCACCGCGUCCACGGCUGCCUUCGACAAGAACCCACAGUCCCGGGAGAGAGGCAUCACGCUGGACCUCGGCUUCUCCUCCUUCACGGUGGAUCUUCCGGAUCACCUGCGGGACAGCGGAGGGCAGCAACCGUAUGACAGCCUUCAGUUCACCCUGGUGGAUUGUCCGGGCCACGCUUCUCUGAUUCGGACUAUCAUUGGAGGUGCCCAAAUCAUUGACCUGAUGAUGCUGGUGGUGGAUGUGGUGAAAGGGGUGCAGACCCAGACUGCAGAGUGUCUGCUGAUCGGAGAGCUGACCUGCCCUCGCAUGGUCGUCGUCCUGAAUAAGAUCGACUUACUGCCACCGAACAAAAGACAAAGUGCCAUUGAGAAAAUGACCAAAAGACUGCACAAAACAUUGGAAAACACCAGAUUUAAAGAAUGUCCCAUGAUUGCUGUGGCCGCGAAGCCUGGAGGCCCGGAAGCUGCUGACACAGAGGAGCCACAGGGAGUGUCACAGUUAAUAGAGCUUUUGAAAAAGCAUACAUACCUCCCUCAGAGAGACCCAGGAGGGGACCUUCUAAUGGCUGUGGACCAUUGCUUCUCCAUCCGCGGUCAGGGAACAGUCAUGACUGGGACUGUCCUGCAGGGGUCGCUGGCCAUUAAUGACACCGUGGAAAUCCCAGCGCUUAAGGUGACCAAGAAGAUAAAGUCGGUGCAGAUGUUUCGGAAGCCAGUGUCUGGGGCCAUGCAGGGGGAUCGUGUGGGUGUGUGUGUGACACAGUUCGACCCUAAACUGUUGGAGCGUGGUGUGGUUUGCACUCCUGGGUCUCUGCGCACCCUCUUUGCGGCCGUCAUCUCUGUGAGGAAGAUAAGCUACUUCAAGGGCUCUCUUGCCACCCGUGCCAAGUUCCACAUCACAGUAGGUCAUGAGACUGUCAUGGCAAGGGUGACCUUCUUUGGGCUGCCACCCGUCAGUGCUUCAGAGCCCCCUUCAGACUCUAAACCUCCUCCAUCAGAGCCCUGCUCACUGGAAACGCCCUUCACAUUCGACCGGGAGUACUUCCACCAGGAUGAAUAUGUUGCUGGGCAGGGAGAGGGGAGUUCAGGGCCGGACCCAGAGCAGUGGGCCUUAUUGGAGUUUGAGCGGCCAGUCACAUGUCCUUCACUCUGUCUGGUAAUUGGCUCCAAGCUAGACACAGACAUCCACGCUAACGCAUGCAGACUGGCCUUCCAGGGCCGUCUGCUACAGGGGUUUGAAGAUAAAAACUACGUCGAGACCGCCUUGCCUCGGCUGCGCAUCUACAAGACCAAACACAAGGAAGGACAGGUGGAGAGGGUGACCGAUGAUUACAGUGUGAUCGGCCGCAGCCUGUUCAAGAAGGAGACCAACCUCCAGCUGUUUGUGGGGUUGAAGGUCACACUGUCGACAGGCGAGACCGGCGUUAUCGAGGGUGGGUUUGGACAGAGUGGGAAGUUUAAAAUUCGUGUACAAGAGGGCCUUCAUCCUGAAACCAAGCAGUUGUUAUCCUCCGCCUCGAAGAAGAAAGGGAAGAGUGGAAGCAAAGGUGCAAAUGAAGAGGAGCCCAAAGCAGAUUCUCAGCCUGUUAGCAUUCACUUGCAUUUCAAGCGAUAUGUCUUUGAUCCCCAUAAAAAGAUGGUUCAGUCUUGACCCUGGCUGAACACUCUUUAGGCUGACAUUAUGUCGCAGUGCAGGUGGCAGAGAGAGGGCAGCUCCAGAGGUCUUGUAGAGGUGAGGUGAAUACCAGCAUGUGUAUCAGGGCUGUGUUAACUUUCAUUGGCUUUUUCUGGGGAUGGAGACAGUCUGCUAAAUGCAGUGACUGUGGAAUGCUGAACGCAUGUGAAACAGUGAUUGUUUUAUCUCCCCUUAAGGAGCUGGACCUAAUCCCGUUUGCUCCAUCACAAGGGUGAAAGCUGCUCUGCUCUUCCUGAUACAUUUGAUUUGUCUUUUAAAAAAAAAAAAAAAAUCAGUACUUGUGUUCUCCUGAUAAAGUCUGAAUCAAUUUCUCUGCCUAGCAACAAACUUUUCUUUUUAUGUUUCUGAUUCAGCUGAGCUCUAAUUGGUACAAACACUAGCUAGCAUUUUAAAAACACUGAGCUCACAGGUUUGCUCAGAUGUCUGUGCUCCCUGCUUCGGUUUCUCUAUGUUUCUCUACUUGGGAUUAAAAUCAUCAGCUCCUUCUUUGUGAUCUCACAGUAAUUUUUCUGUAUUUUAGUAUUUUUUCAGCUCAGAAUCAUUUCCCUCAAUGGCAGUUGAUCAAUGAUUACUGGCAGCUUGUUCGCUUGAUUUGAAUUGAUGUCAGAAUGAAGACGAAUAAAGCAAACUCUUGCUGAAA